Molecule: messenger RNA, 1810 nt
Organism: Mollisia scopiformis
Lineage: Eukaryota; Fungi; Ascomycota; Leotiomycetes; Helotiales; Mollisiaceae
Product: pyruvate dehydrogenase E1 component beta subunit
Exons: 2
Coding region: 237-1367 (376 amino acids)
Biological process (GO): pyruvate decarboxylation to acetyl-CoA
Molecular function (GO): pyruvate dehydrogenase (acetyl-transferring) activity
Source: RefSeq, a predicted model, not a curated record
AAGCUCUCCUAUUUCUGCAAGAAAGUUGAGGAAGUGAGGUUGAGGUUGAAAAUUGAUUGAGCCUUGUCAGUAUCGAUUGCUUCCGAAGUUCAGCCUAAAAAUAGCUUAACGGGCCGCAACUUUUCGUCGGCGUCCCAACAUUUGAAGCUUUCUGACAGCUUGAUAAACCAUCCUCUACAACCUCAAUUCCUCCUUCUCUUCCUCUCUUUCUUCGCAAGCUGCGGUAACAUCUCAAGAUGUCACGACUCUUGCGCCCAGCUUCUCGAUUUGUGUCGUCGUCUGCCGCGCGACCAGUAACAGUCCGAAGUUCAUUCCAAUCUUUUCCCCGACUACCGGCGACUGUUCAGAGCAGAGGGUAUGCGAAGGAGAGCGGUGUUAAGGAAUACACGGUCAGAGAUGCAUUGAAUGAAGCUCUGGCUGAGGAAUUGGAGUUGAACCCAAAGGUGUUCGUGCUGGGUGAGGAAGUCGCUCAGUAUAACGGUGCCUACAAAGUUACCAAGGGAUUACUGGAUCGAUUCGGCGACAAGAGAGUUAUCGACAGUCCUAUUACCGAAUCUGGAUUCGCAGGUUUGACAGUUGGUGCUGCCUUGGCUGGUUUACAUCCUGUUUGCGAGUUCAUGACCUUCAACUUCGCCAUGCAAGCAAUUGAUCAAAUUAUCAACUCCGCUGCAAAGACCCAUUACAUGUCCGGCGGUAUCCAACCCUGUAACAUCACUUUCCGCGGUCCCAACGGCUUCGCGUCUGGUGUCGCAGCACAACAUUCACAAGAUUACUCAGCUUGGUACGGAAGCAUACCAGGUCUGAAGGUUGUAUCUCCAUGGAGUGCAGAGGACGCCAAGGGAUUACUGAAGGCUGCCAUCCGAGAUCCCAACCCAGUCUGUGUCCUCGAGAACGAAUUGCUGUACGGUCAAACUUUCCCUAUGAGCGAGGCUGCUCAAAAAGACGACUUCGUCAUCCCAUUCGGCAAGGCCAAGGUUGAGCGCGCUGGAAAGGAUCUCACAAUCGUCACCUUGUCACGCUGUGUCGGUCAAUCUCUCGUUGCAGCAGAGAACAUCAAGAAGAAGUACGGUGUUGAGUGCGAAGUCAUCAACCUCCGCUCAAUCAAGCCCCUCGACGUCGAAUCCAUUGUCAAGUCAGUCAAGAAGACUCAUCGCCUGCUCUGCGUCGAGUCCGGUUUCCCUGCUUUCGGUGUUGGAUCCGAGAUCUUGGCUCUUACCAUGGAAUACGCUUUCGAUUAUCUAGAUGGACCAGCUCAGAGAAUCACUGGUGCUGAGGUGCCAACCCCAUAUGCGCAGAAGUUGGAGGAGAUGUCGUUCCCAAACGAGCCUUUGAUUGAGGCAUAUAUUGCAAAGAUGUUACGAUUGUAAAGGAGGAUGGAUGGUGGAGGAGGAUAGACGAUGGCAACGAGAUUCGAGCGUGUAUUUCUAUGGCGGCGGUCUAAAUGUGACAUAGUCAAUGAUACCAAUUGACACCUGCAAUGCAUUGCUGCUCUUCAGAUACACAAGAAUAUGUCUUUGUCCAUCCCUUUUUUCCCCCUUUUUUUUCUUUUCCUUGAAAACUGAAUAUGAAGUGCGCAAUCUGCGCCAAUCGCGCGGAAUGCGCUGGUUGCGCGGAUUGUUCAAUAUCUUUUCCUACUAUCGAACUCCGGCUUCUGCAGAGGUGUGUUGGUAAUACCCCCCAAAGUCCUACUCACUUCUUCUGCACCAGAACAGCAGCAUUAGCAAGAGCAAGAAAGCACCCACUGUUCUUAUAUUGUAUCAUUAAUUUCAGUAUAUUUGGUUUUGGUCUCCUUAAAUCAUCAUAAAACAAG